GACCUGUACAUGUUCGGUAUGAGGAGUCCCCAUGGCAUGCUAUAGCAUCCGCCUCUCACUACGCCCCUCGAUAUGGAAGCCUUCUCCUUCGCCACUUCCUCUGCCCUAGACCAGCUUUCCGUCCAUGUUCGCAUCGACCGUCUGGAUGGCCACCAGAAACCCAUCCCAUACUCCGUGCUGCUGAAGCGCCCGGACCUGAGGCACCGAGCUUCGAAUAUCAAUCCACAUUCUGAGCUAUAUGUGACUGCCCAGAUAUGGGCUGACAGCAAGCCGCUCACCCUCCCCGUGCAAACUGCCUACAAGUCCUUCAAAACCAGCCGCGUGUGGAACGAGUGGCUGGCCCUGCCCGUGACCUAUUCUAACCUCCCCGCUACGGCGCAACUCGCCAUAACUGUCUGGGACCUGUCGCCCGCGGAGGAUAACGACUCCAAUCUCCACGCGGUUCCAUUCGGAGGCACAACAAUACCCCUCUUUGACAAGGACAACACGCUCCAGAAGGGCAGGCAGAGGUGUCGGCUGCAUCGCUUCAAGGCGGCCGAUGGUCUUUCCUCUUCCGCCACCCCUUGGGUAUUGCCACCGGCCAGGAGGGGAAGGAACGACGUCGUGGCUGAAAAUGCCGUGGAUGAACAGGUGGCAGAGAUGCACCGCCUCGAGGAAUUGUUGAAGAAGCAGGAGAUGGGCGACAUCCCCCAGAAUCAGUGGUUGGACGGCCUGGUCUUCAAGAAGAUGAUGAAGAUAAGGAAUGAGGCACUGAGGGCCGAGGCCGCGGCGCAGCGUCGGCAUAAUCGUUCCUUCUCAAACGAUGUGGCCAGCGAUGCCCCCAACCGGACUAGCGACCCCGCAGACGACGAACUGUUCUACCUGGACAUAGAACUUCCGCGCUUUGAUCACUCGAUAGUCUUCGCUGACACUGAGUAUGCUCCACCCCCCGUGUCCACCAUCAAGCUGGCCGCCGACUCCGAUAUCAUGCUUCGACCGCCUCCCGAAGUCUCAUUCGGCCCCGGUAUCAACGUGAACGGCAAUGCAUAUGGAGAUGCCAAUGACGGGCGAUUGAUUAGAAUAUACGACCCAGAGAUUGGUCGGGGUGAUAACCCAGCCGAGUCGAAACACCGCAGACUGAUGCGAAGCCAGCAAUCCGACUCUCUAGAUCGGGACCGAAAGCCCACGGUGAAGAUUCGUGAUGAGCUCAACAAGAUCUUGGCCUACGGUCCUCUGCACGAAAUCAACACUGAUGACCGGGACCAGAUCUGGAAGUUCAGGUACUAUUUGCUGAGAGACAAGCGGGCUUUGACCAAAUUCGUUAAAUCUACAAACUGGAGAGACCCAAUCGAACUCCGGCAAGGAGCCCCCUUGCUGGAGAAGUGGGCCGAGAUUGACGUCGACGAUGCCCUCGAGCUGCUAGGCCCCCAGUUCGAUUCUCCAUUGGUGAGAGGGUAUGCCGUGGAUCGAUUAAAGAAAGCUGACGACGAUGAACUCCUGGUGUACCUCUUACAGCUUGUCCAGGCCUUGAAGUAUGAAGCACCUGGAGAAGCCCAUUCGUCUCUCGCAGAGUUCCUCAUCACUCGUGCAGCCAAUAAUUUCACACUUGGUAACUUCUUCCACUGGUACCUGAUGGUGGAAAUCAGCGACGAUAGCAGGGAUCAACCCGAGGAACAUCGCGAUCUCUUCGCUAGAGUCGAGUUCGACUUCAUGGAAGAGUUGGACAAAACUCCCGAAGGCAGGGAAAAACGCGAGACUUUCAAGCGCCAAGGCGAGCUUCUACUGGUCCUCACCAAGCUCUCACGGGAUAUCAAACUCUCGCGAGAAGAUCGCCUGCGCAAGAUUACCCGUCUGAAGAAGUUCCUCGCAGACCCCAAGAACGAGCUCCUCCACAUCGACCCUCCCAUCCCUCUUCCCCUCGAUCCCUCAAUCAUGAUUACCGGCAUCUACCCCGAGGAUUGCAAUGUCCUAAAAUCCUCUCUCUUCCCGCUAAUCCUCAACUUCAAAACCACAACCCACACUAAAUACCCAAUAAUCUUCAAAUUCGGCGACGACCUCCGCCAGGACCAACUCGUCAUUCAGAUCAUAACGCUCAUGGACCGCCUCCUACAAAAAGAAAACCUGGACCUCAAACUCACACCCUACCGAAUCCUCGCGACAUCGACGCAAGCCGGUGCCCUGCAAUUCGUCCCAUCAAUGUCCCUCGCGGCUGCAGUGUCGAAAUAUAAAGGAAGCCUCCUCGCCUACCUCCGCGCAAACAACCCUGACGAUACUGCCCCUCUAGGCGUCCGCAAAGAAUCCAUGGACACGUACAUCAAAUCUUGCGCGGGCUACUGCGUGAUAACCUACAUCCUAGGCGUCGGCGACCGCCAUCUAGACAACCUUCUCCUCACCCCCUCUGGCGCCUUCUUCCACGUCGACUUCGGAUACAUCCUCGGCCGCGACCCCAAGCCCUUCGCGCCCAACAUGAAACUCUGCAAGGAGAUGGUGGAAGGUAUGGGUGGCCCAGCCUCCGCGAACUACCGAUCGUUCAAAGAAUACUGUCUUGAGAGCUUUGCGGCGUUAAGGAAGAGCGCGAAUUUGAUCUUGAAUCUGUUUGCAUUGAUGCAGGGAGCUAAUAUUCCAGAUAUUAAGGUCGAGAGGGAGGGGAGUGUGAGGAAGGUCCAGGAGAGACUUAGCCUGGAGAUUGGGGAAGAGGAGGCGAUGAGGGCAUUUGAGAGACUUAUUGAGGAGAGUAAGGAGAGUUGGUUGGCGGUUGGGAUUGAUUGGGCACAUGGGUUUAUGCAGCAUUUGAGGGCCUAAAGGGGUUUGUGAGUUUGUCGGAACCUAGAGACCGAGUCAUAGGCUGUAACCUUCC
This is a messenger RNA of Lindgomyces ingoldianus, 2836 nucleotides long. RefSeq names its product phosphatidylinositol 3-kinase. Bases 73 to 2781 code for a protein of 902 amino acids. The record is from RefSeq and is a predicted model, not a curated record. Gene Ontology annotation, cellular component: membrane; peroxisome; phagophore assembly site. NCBI's taxonomy places the organism in Eukaryota, Fungi, Ascomycota, Dothideomycetes, Pleosporales, Lindgomycetaceae. The transcript has 3 exons. Gene Ontology annotation, molecular function: 1-phosphatidylinositol-3-kinase activity. Gene Ontology annotation, biological process: phosphatidylinositol-3-phosphate biosynthetic process; autophagosome assembly; autophagy of peroxisome.